CCCACAUGCAGAGAAUUCCAGUCCUUUCCAACCUCGAAACCCCCAAAGCCACAAUCAAGAAAUGGCAGACUCGAGCGACCAGCAGCUGAGUAGAUGGGUGACGCUGGUGAGCUACGACGGCUUCGAGUUCGUCGUUCUCCGCGAGGCGGCCUGUAUCAGCGGCGCCAUUCGCCGGAUGCUGGAUCCGAAGAGUGGAUUUGUGGAGAGUGUGGAGAAUAGAUGCGUGUUUGAGGAGAUCAGUGGCAUAGUCCUUGAGAAGGUCGCGGAGUACUUUUACUAUAACUACGUCAAUCGGGAUCGGGAUGGGGUGAAGGAUAUGGAUAUUCCUCCGGAGUUGUGCUUGGAGUUGCUUAUGGCGGCGGAUUAUUUGGAUACUUGAAUCUGGCAUUUUUUCUAAUGACCUCAUGUAAUGAUAUACGAUGGGCGGCGGACUGGAGCAUUUGGGAUGGAGGCUGGCGUUCGACAGGUUGCCAUGGCGCAUAUACGUCUAUAAUACAAGUACAAUUUCAAAUUUCUGGUAUGUUUUACGGGGCGAUGAAGUGUACGAGCUUGGUGCUCGAUAUCCAUUUGAGCAUAUGCGUUCUUCUCCACUCUUCCAUGAGCAUGAACGUCUAUAGAUGAUGGAAGAAACAUUACUCCCUCUUAUUCUGUUCUCUUCCAGGCUUGCAGAAAGCCGAGUAUAGAAGAAGAGCCUUAUUCCAGGGGAUACAUUCCUUUCCUUCUGUCUUCUCUACUAUCUUACCUUACAAAUAGAUUCAAUGAACAAUACUUUACACCAUUCGCACAUCUCCUGAUCAUGUGUCUAUUAUCGCCGAAU
Pseudogymnoascus destructans is the source of this 817-nucleotide messenger RNA. RefSeq names its product Transcription elongation factor B (SIII), polypeptide 1 (15kDa, elongin C) (gene TCEB1). The record is from RefSeq and is a predicted model, not a curated record. Gene Ontology annotation, cellular component: elongin complex. Gene Ontology annotation, biological process: ubiquitin-dependent protein catabolic process. The coding region runs from base 62 to 379 and encodes 105 amino acids. Lineage: Eukaryota; Fungi; Ascomycota; Leotiomycetes; Thelebolales; Thelebolaceae. Gene Ontology annotation, molecular function: protein-macromolecule adaptor activity. The transcript is spliced from 4 exons.